CAUUUUUAUAUAUCAUCCAUAAAUUCUUCGACAUUUUUCUCUAUUAUACUACACAUCAAUAUUUUUAUUUUCAAACCAAACAAAUCAACUGAAAAAAUGGCAAAAUCAUAUGAGAGUGAACAUCCAAUUAAGGCAUUUGGUUGGGCAACUAGAGACACUUCUGGUGUUCUUUCUCCUUUCGAUUUUUCAAGAAGGGUGACUGGUGAAAAAGAUGUGCAAUUUAAAGUUAUGUACUGUGGAAUUUGUCAUUCUGAUCUUCAUCAGCUCAAGAAUGAAUGGGGUAAUAGCCAAUAUCCAAUGGUGCCUGGGCAUGAGGUUGUUGGUGUUGUAACUGAGGUUGGUAGCAAGGUGGAGAAAUUUAAGGUUGGUGACAAAGUAGGUGUUGGAUGUCUGGUAGGAUCAUGUCGCAAAUGUGAGAAUUGUAGCGCUGAUCUCGAGAAUUACUGUCCUCGUAACACUCCUACCUACAACGGCUAUAACUCAGACGGAACCCUGACAUUCGGAGGUUACUCCGACAUCAUGGUAUCUGAUGAGCACUUUGUUGUACGCUGGCCUGAGAACUUGUCGAUGGAUGCUGCUCCCCUGUUAUGUGCUGGAAUUACUACUUAUAGUCCUUUGAAAUAUUUUGGACUCGAUAAGCCUGGAAUGCACAUUGGUGUUGUUGGUCUUGGAGGGCUCGGACAUAUGGCUGUUAAGUUUGCUAAGGCAUUCGGAACCAAAGUCACUGUCAUUAGUACAUCCGCUAGUAAGAAACAAGAAGCAAUGGAGCGUUUGGGCGCAGACUCUUUCUUGAUCAGUCGCGAUCCUGAGCAGAUGAAGACGGCAAUGAACUCAUUGGAUGGGAUCAUUGACACUGUUUCCGCAGAUCACCCUAUUCUUCCAUUGAUUAUGUUAUUGAAAUCUCAUGGUAAGCUUGUUAUGGUUGGUGCACCAGAAAAACCGGUGGAGUUGGCCGUGUUUCCUCUACUUAUGGGAAGGAAACUAGUGGCUGGAAGCGCCAUAGGAGGGAUGAAAGAGACACAAGAGAUGGUAGAUUUCUCAGCAAAGCAUAACAUAACUCCAGAUAUUGAAAUCGUGCCAAUGGACUACGUGAAUACAGCGUUGGAGCGCCUUUUGAAAUCGGACGUGAAGUAUCGUUUCGUGCUCGACAUUGGCAAUACAUUGAACAAGAAAUGAGAAUUAGUUGUCUAAGAGACGUUCAAGAACUUGUUGCAAAUCCACCUGCACCCCACCCCCACCGGCCGAUGUUUGACAUUGCCGGAGCAAAAUUAGUAGUAGAAGUUCAAAGGGCAUUUCGAUAAAAUUAGUCUCCACUAGCCGAUGUUUAGAUAUUGUAGAAGUCGAAAAAAAAGGUCUCAAUAAAAUUACUGCUCUAAAGUUAAAUUUUUAUGCGAGGUCUUAAAAGUUACAAAUAUGUAAAAGAAACAAUUAGUGUGUGUUUUUUUCUCUUCAUAGUUGUUGUUUUUAAUGUAGUGGGACGUAUUAAAGCUUUCACUAUGUGUAGGGGACGGAAAAGGGGUUAACUACAAGAGUCUAUUGUACACAGUCUUAUCUUGAAUUUCUAUCAAAAGUUAUUUUAAAGGCUUGAAUCCGUAACCUCUUGAUCGCA
Capsicum annuum is the source of this 1609-nucleotide messenger RNA. RefSeq names its product 8-hydroxygeraniol dehydrogenase. The record is from RefSeq and is a predicted model, not a curated record. NCBI's taxonomy places the organism in Eukaryota, Viridiplantae, Streptophyta, Magnoliopsida, Solanales, Solanaceae. The coding region runs from base 97 to 1176 and encodes 359 amino acids. Gene Ontology annotation, molecular function: cinnamyl-alcohol dehydrogenase activity; zinc ion binding. Gene Ontology annotation, biological process: lignin biosynthetic process. The transcript is spliced from 5 exons.